AAGCAGUGGAGCUAGAGACUCAAAGGGGAAAACAGAGCACCCCGGGGACCAGAGCCACGCCAGAGACCAACCCGCAUGACAGAGGAGACAGAGCAUCUGAAUCAGAUGAGUAUGAUGCAACCACACAGACACCAAUCCAUGACGUGCUAAACUCUGAGCCAGCACUCUCAGCUGAGCUCAAACACAUAAACAUUCC
Xyrichtys novacula (pearly razorfish) is the source of this 196-nucleotide messenger RNA. Lineage: Eukaryota; Metazoa; Chordata; Actinopteri; Labriformes; Labridae. The record is from the annotation of a GenBank genome assembly.